Anopheles bellator is the source of this 3130-nucleotide messenger RNA. It is a transcript of the gene Snap29, whose product is annotated as synaptosomal-associated protein 29. Lineage: Eukaryota; Metazoa; Arthropoda; Insecta; Diptera; Culicidae. Gene Ontology annotation, cellular component: plasma membrane; SNARE complex. The transcript is spliced from 2 exons. Gene Ontology annotation, molecular function: SNAP receptor activity; syntaxin binding. Gene Ontology annotation, biological process: synaptic vesicle priming; synaptic vesicle fusion to presynaptic active zone membrane; exocytosis. The record is from RefSeq and is a predicted model, not a curated record. Bases 188 to 1366 code for a protein of 392 amino acids.
UCUUGUGGCCGUGUUUGGGAGGUGCGCCUGGAAAAUUUGUAUAGUUUCGACGAUAAAAACGUUACCGCAACACGGCGGCAUAAAGGUAGUGCACCGCGAAGGUAGUAAAAGGUAGUGCGUCCGUCUCCGGAGUUCGUUCGCCAGCGGAAUCUUAGUGCAGCUCCGGUGGACAAACCCUGAGGCGGCAAUGUCCGGCCAUCAGUACGUACCGAACCCAGCGAAUCUGUUCACCGACGAGGACGAAAUCGACGAUGAGCUGUUCCUGAGAAACGCACCCCGUGGUGGUGGCCGUGCUGAUCCGUACCUGCCCGCCGACGAUAAGUACGGUGUGACGAAGGUCGGUUCCACGUACACCCGGCCCGAUGUGCUGGGGCCCGCGGCCGGUUUCGACGUGUCCGGUGGCCUGGCGUACGCCGGGGGCGCCAGUGUCGGUGGUAGCCUCGUUAGUGUUGGCCCCGGGGGCUACGUGAUGGAUGCUCCGGUUUACGGUCCCGGUGGUUACGCGGUGGGGGGUGCGAUUCCGGGCAAAACGCUCGUGUACGGUGGCAGUGCGGCCAACGUGGUGUACGACAGCCCGGGCGAUGACGACGAAAUCGCGCACCAACGGCAAACGUUCGAGCAGCGGCGCCGGGAGCUGGAGGAAAGCACCCUCAUCACGUCGCAACGCUGCCUGGGGGUGCUGCGGGAAACGGAACAGGUGGGCAUUGCGACGGCCGAGGAGCUGCACCGACAGCGGGAGCAACUGGAAAAGACGAAGAAGCAGCUGGACGAGAUCAACAACUCGCUCCGGUUCAGCCAGAAGCAUCUGAACAGCUUGAAGAGCGUGUUCGGUGGACUGAAAAACUAUCUCUCCGGGCGGAUGGUGGCCGGUGGUGGUGGCGGCGGGAGCGGCGGUGGCUCGAUCGCCGGCGGGUCGAUCGCAGGCGGUGCCGGAAUACCUCGCCAGAACAUAUCAUCCCCCACGCCGACCGAGGAAGAGGAUCUGUACCCGAACCCGCAAGACUUCCGGAUUGCCGAUCCGUACUGGCGGGCGGACCAGUCGCCCAUCCCGCCGCCCUCGAUCCACCAUCCACACGCCCAGCAACAUCAUCACCACCACCAUCAACAGCAUCAACAGCAGCAGCAGCAGCAGCAACACAUGGCCAACGGAGGCAGCGGUGGUGGCGCGGGCUUCAGCCAUCAACUGGACCAAAACCUAGACGAGAUGCGGGGCAACCUGUCGCGGUUGAAGAACUUGGCCUUGGAUUUGAAUCAGGAAAUCGACAGUCAGAACGAUCUGAUCGACGACAUCUCCGAUCGCGUCGAGGAUGUCGACGUGAAGAUCGUCAAGCAGAACAAGGACAUGAACCGAUUGUUGCGAAAGUAAGCGUAAGGUCCCACCAAAAACCACAAGCAACCACCACUGCAACGUCGACGGUGGAUCCUUUUUUGUACUAGUAUCUUGCGCCAACCUUAGCCACCUAGUAGCGGACCACGGACGGAAGCGAUCGGACGUCGCGCGCGUGUGGAGCUAGCAAUAGUGCGGCCAUUUUUUGGGUAUAUUAUGUGUACAGUAUUUGCCAGCCAGCCGGUGCUGUGUGCGUGCGCGUAGACCGGAUUCCUUUCGUGCAUGGAAUUCGAAGUUGUUAUUCCUGUGGGUCUAUCCUGUUCUGUUUGUCGCUUCAAUCGGGAGCGGAACUUUUAGUGCUAUAAGUUGUUCUUUUCGUCCCAAGACAUCGGCGGUUCAUAUUUUAGUUAAAAUCGUGAUUUCUGAUAAGAAAAUUGUAUCCUCCUCGGGCGGGAGAGACCAUUACUCCAACAACGAGCGACCACCACGACCGGCAAACAUGGAAACGGAUGAUAAAGUACAUACUCUAUACAUAUGCAUGCAAAAUUAUACAUACAAAAAAUAUAUAUAAAAUAUAUGAUAACACAUCUCUCCAGCAGAGCGUAAGGCAGACGAAAAGAGGCGUGAAAAUAAUGCAAAUAUUAUCGAUGAGUGUACAUAAUCAGACUACGGAGUGGCGGCGCGCAGGGUAACCGACCUAUGAAAAUAACCGGAACAGUCCCCCUAAAGGCGGGCGGAAGAAGGAAUUAUUGUAAAACUACACACGUUGUUGUUGUGAAGCCCGGUUCGGUGGCUUCGGUUACGUUUGUUCUUUCCGGAUCUUAGUCCGACUUUUUUCUACUCCUACAAACUCUAUUGCUGUCCGAUUUACCGAUUUACCGGUUCUUCCUGAACGGGGGGUUUGCUUUCUCGGAAGGUUCAUUAUAGACGUGACUCAUCGGCACACUCACAACACGCAAGGACACGGGCACAUUGCUGUACUCUCGGUACUAAUUCCUACUACCCGGAAUCGUAAACAGAAUCAAAUUGUAAGCCUCUUUCAAACACAUUUGAACGACUCUCAGACUCAAGCGAAACUCAAACUGCAACACGAUGAUAUUGUUAGAUAAUCGGAUUGAAAUGGUAAUGAUAGAUGAUGAGAAUAAAAAUGGAGUAAAACAAAGCGAUAACAAUGUAAAGGAAUUAGAUAGAAGCGCAACGCAGCCGGUCGGGGACGUCGGGCUGCCAGCAUCAUCAGCUUUAGAAAAUCAGGUUACAAAAACGUAGGGGCAAAGCGGACAACGUGCACGAAGUAAACAAGUAAACCAAAAAACCUUUAAAAGAGGAGCAUCUACAUACCGCAUACAAAGGGGGGAAGAAGAAAAUCAUAUACAAAAUCAUAUAUUUGUAAGACGAAACAGACCGAGAGAGAGAAAGAAGCGCGAAUGAUGAUCGUAACCUUCAACGCAAGGCGCUGAUCGGGAGAGUAAAUGUACAAGCCCCGCACUAACGCCGUGACGCGGUGGUAAUGGGUGCGGAUGCUGGAAUGUGGCCCCGGACAUCCGGCUGGAGUGUCCAACGACCACGGGGGCCCAGCAGCAUGCGAAACAUACGCUCAACUCCCGCGCGCGCACGCGCACCAUUCAUCCCUCAAAGUGGAUCGUUUAGCAAUAAUUAUAUUAUCUUUAUUACUAAGCGAAGGACAAGUCGGUGGAACAGAACCGAAACACACAUACUCUGCCCACACACAUACACAACACGUACGUACACUUACACACCCCAAAAUACGUCGUUUACGCGGAUAUUAUGAUGUAUCGGAAUAAA